Racocetra persica is the source of this 348-nucleotide messenger RNA. The record is from the annotation of a GenBank genome assembly. Lineage: Eukaryota; Fungi; Glomeromycota; Glomeromycetes; Diversisporales; Gigasporaceae.
AAACUGCUCGCUCCACGUAAACAAAGAAGAGGAUCGCAAAAACCGCCUCGGGCACAGAACAAAUUUAUUUUAUAUCGGAAAGAUUAUACUGCACGCAUCAAAAAGGAAAACCCUAAUAGAGCAAAGUUAAUGAAAACGCAAGACUUCUCGAAAGAAGCCAGUUAUAACUGGGAUUCGCAAUCGACGGAUGUGAAACAAUUUUUUACGGUCUUAGCUGAUACUGUAAAUACAAUACAUAAAGCGACGUAUCCAGGAUACGUUUACGAGCCUGAAAAACGAGAAAAACAAGUUAAAGAUGAAUAUGAAGAGUUGUUUGAGGAGAUCAUUGAUUCUACUCAAUGCUCUUAA